Messenger RNA from Prunus persica (peach), 1600 nucleotides. RefSeq lists its product as uncharacterized. The record is from RefSeq and is a predicted model, not a curated record. The coding region runs from base 120 to 1082 and encodes 320 amino acids. The transcript has a single exon. NCBI's taxonomy places the organism in Eukaryota, Viridiplantae, Streptophyta, Magnoliopsida, Rosales, Rosaceae.
GGUCAGGGUGGACUUAACUAAGACUUUUGAGUGUAUUGCUAAUUGCAUGAAGUCAAGAAAAACUUUAUGUUCAUUUAGAAAUUUAUAAUUGUGUUUGGAUUGAGCUUGGAAGUGAAAGCAUGGAGAUGGAGAACAACCUUAUGAUGAAGAAUCAGAAGCUGGAAGCCUUUGAUAUUCUCAGAAAAGCUCUUGUAAUCUCUGCCAGAAACACCAACUUCUUCAUCUUCACAAUUCUCACCUCCCUUCCUCUCUUCUGUUUCUUGGUUUACUAUGAAUCUGUUCUCCAAAAAUUCCUAGUUCAAAUCUCAGAAAUUCUAAAACAACCCCUUGAUGACCUCGACUAUGUUUGGAUCAUACCAUUUGAUACAACCAGAAAAAUGAACAAAGAGUAUACUGAUGGGUUCAUUCAUCUGGGUCUUCUCUAUCUGGUGCCUCUCCAUCUCCUAGAGCUCAGCACCGUGCUCGUGGUUGUUGAUUUGGCAUCAAAGAUGUACACAGAAGAGAGACCAUUGAUGACUCUCAAGGAGAUGCUACAUAUACCCUUAGACAAAACAAGACUGAAGGGCACUUUUAUAACAUCUCUCUAUUUCCUUGUCUUCUCAACUUGUGCUUUACUUGGAUUGAUAUGGUUAGCAACAACAUACUUUGUUGUAUUCAAAGGCGCAAUGUAUGAUUUGUUCUUUGCUGUAUGGUGUGGGCCAUCAUUUGCAGCAUUGCUAGCAAUUUAUUUGGCAUGGAGUGCUGUGUGGAAUGGGAGUCUUGUGAUUUCAGUGUUGGAGGGGACAUAUGGCAUCAAGGCAUUUGCUCUAGCAAUAUAUUUUAGCAGUGGGAGUGAGUGGAGAGGGAUUCUUUUGAUGCUUAUGUUCUUUGCUUGGGAAGUAAGUUUAAGGUUGCCUUGCAUCUAUAUCGGCUGCUAUGGAAGAGGGAUUAACUAUAUUGGUGUUGUUGCUCAGAUUAGCUUGUUCUGCUUUGGGAAUGUGGUGAAAUGGGUCGCCUGCACGAUAUAUUUCUGCGAUUGCAAGAACCGGGCUUUAGAGAAGAGGUUGAUGAUGAAGGGUACAACAGGUGAAAGCUGUGGCUGAAAAACGGCUUGUGCAUAUAUGUGAUCAUGAUUAUCAGAAACUCCAGAGUACAAUUAUGAACUGCAGCAAGUUCAGCAUCAAUUUCCACAUUAUGCAGAUUAACUACGUCUUCCUAGCUCAACUUGUAAUGUUUUUUUUCCUGAAAUUUUCCUGAAAAGUUAAUCAUGUAAAAGUUUACUUGGCCAAGUUUCAUAUGAAUUUGGAAUGAUCUUAAACAGAUAUUUAUCUAUAUCUGCUGUUGUCUUGCAUACCUCUAUGUGGUGAAUGCCAUUGGGAGACUGAAUAAACUUGUGGUCAGAUUUGCACUCACCUAGUUUGGGGUAUAAUCUUUAUUUUGGUGGUAAAUAUAAUCAGUAAAUAAAAUGCAGAUAGCUUUAUUGAAAAUAUGUACAAUAUAUAUUUCAAACUUGUAAUUGUAAUGGUUUGUGGUUAUGACAGUAUAUAUAUGUGGUGGGUGUUUUAUUUUUAUUUUUAUAGUUUGUGUAACGUUUACUAUGUUGCUGAAUGGGGACACAUGA